GUUGCUGAAAGGUGUCCGGGGGUUUGAUUGUCCGUGUGCGCGCGGCGCGGCUGGCGGAAUGGCCGAGGGAGCUGAUUUGAUCGACAUUUACGCGGAUGAAGAGUUUAAUCAGGAGACUGAUUAUGCAGCAAAUGAUCAAGUUGAUCUUUAUGACGAUGUAAUAACAGCUGCUGACAGUAAUAACCAUGAAGAUCAAAGUUUUGAUGAAAUAUUACCACGGACUCCCGGUGAGCCACAGAAAGCUGACAGUAACACCAGGCCAACCAUAGUCUACACAUAUGGAGGCAAACGGCAAGCUGUGUAUGUGGGAAAUCUGACAUGGUGGACGACAGACCAGGAUGUGGCUGAUGCUGUCCAUUCAGUGGGUGUGCAGGAUCUGCUGGAAAUCAAGUUCUAUGAAAACAGGGCUAAUGGGCAGUCUAAAGGGUUUGCUGAAGUAUAUCUGGGCUCUGAAAACUCCGUCCGAUGCGUCAUGGAGCUACUUCCAAAAAGAGAACUUCAUGGACAGAGACCAGAGGUCAUGCCUUGCAACAAACAGAAUCUCAACCAGUUUGAAGCACAAUCCAAGAAAAGACAAAAUCCCCAGAGAAGCCAAUCACAUGACUCAAUGAAUUCUCCAGACCAUCGAGAUUCUCCACUGCCACGGAGAGGGCCAUCACCAGCUGAAAAUGCCGCAGCGCCACCCAGGAGGGAUAAAUUACUGCCUUCCUUUCAGUUGCCCGGUAGGCUCCCGUAUGGUGAACAUCCACAUGGAAUACCACCGCCAGGCCUUCUGCCCCCUCCUAUGUCACUUGCUCUCAAUUCUGGAUAUGGACCCCCACUUCACGUGCAGCCUGGACCCCUACCCCCACCAGGUGCAUUCUUAGCCCGACCUGGCCCACCAGGAUCUCUUGUACCUCCGUUGCCACCAGGACUCCCACCACAUUUGAUAGUACCGCCUCCAGGUGCUAUUCCACCUGCACCCCAUAUUAAUCCAGCCUUCUUUAUACCCCCAAAUGCCGGCUUACCUUCACCAAUUGAUAGCAGAGGACUUCCACCACCACCUGGGGAUGUCUAUGGCAGGCCGUCACCCUCUCAGUACAACAGAGAGGAAUUCAAACGUGGAAGAGAUCCUGAUUCCAGUAGUCCUCCUCUUAAUGAAGCAGAGUUUGAAGAAAUGAUGAACAAAAACCGAGCGAUUUCCAGCAGUGCCAUCUCCAAAGCUGUGGCUGGUGCGAGCACAGGUGACUACGGAAAUGCAAUUGAGACAUUGCUUACAGCCAUUGCCCUGAUUAGACAGUCAAAAGUUGCAGCAGAUGACCGCUGCAAGGUUCUGGUCAGCUCACUGCAGGACUGCCUCCAUGGAAUUGAAUCCAAGUCAUAUGGGUCAGGAUCCAGGAAGAGAGACAGAUCAAGAGACCGAGAGUACAGCCGUUCUCAUGACAGAAGCCGUAGACACAGGGAGCGCUCUCACAGUGAGGAUCGGCAUGAAGAUUAUCACCGUGAGAGAAGCAGAGAACGCGAUCGCCAUAGAGACCGGGACCGUGACAAGGAAAGAGAGCGAGAGAGAGAGUAUAGGCAUCGCUAAGAGAACAAUUUUCCCCUUUGUACAGAUCCUGGAUCAGGAGAAAAAUUUAAAAAAAAAUCAGGAAGACAUUUUGAAAUGAGUGAAGAAAGGAGCUGAAUUUCUGGGAGAGGUGUGUGCACACCAUGGGCUGUAGAAAGUGUUAUUACACAUGGAGCUGCAACUAGAAGAAUUUUUCCAGUUGGGUGUGGCUUUCUGGAACAUUGACCUGCUAUUAUGUCGAACAACUUGUUUUGUUCAACAAUUCUAUAUUAAACUUUUUUUACAUUCUCAGUUUCUUUAAACGUUGCUGGCCAGGAAAAUCUUUUUACAAUGAGGUGCAGAUGACUUGGAUGGAGUCUUCAGUGGGAACCUGCAUGUUCGACUGAUUGCAGUAAUCGUCCGUGCCAAACUUUUAAUUGUCCACUGAGGGCAUUGGCCUGAGCCCUAAUGUGUAGUACCAGUUGAUGAUCACUGGUGAAACAUUUAGGGGUAAAUGUCAUCAGUUGGUUGCAUUGUUUUGAAUAAAAUCUUGCAACUAAUUAUGUCUGUUUGUUUUCUGUGGAUAUCAGAACAUUUCCUCUGAUCAGUCACUGUUGCUAGCUAAGUUUUAAGUAAACAGAUUUUGGAUUUCACUGGAAAUAACAAUCAAGGGAAAUCUUACCACUACAUGUUUUUACACUUUCCAAGCUGCGAAUGUGCACACAGUUACUGACUGUCAUUAGUCCGCCAUGGAAUAAAUAUUUUUAAAAAUUUUUCAAAUUUGGGUGAAAGCUAAAAUAAAUGUUUGCAUCUGUGUUCCAUGACUUGCGAAUGGUUAGUAACAGCCUGAUUAAUUUCUUUUUUUGUCCAUGUGUAAAACAGUGUUAGUGUUGUCCAGAUCCUCCUUUGUAUAUCAUAGUGUUGGUUUAAAUCAAAUCCAGUCAGCAAAAUGCUUUUUGCUUGUGAUGCUAGCUUUGCAAAAAUAGUUUGGUUGUAAAUUUCAAAAAGAUGAAGAUUUGUAAUAUCUUUUUUGAGAUUUUUGUAGUCAAAACAGUACAACUUCUAGCACCACCUGCAAAACCUCUCAUUUGUUGAGCUUUUUAAAAAAGGAAUAACAUAGAUUUGUUAGAAUAACAGAAAUAUGCUUUACAUUCUUUCCCAUUGAGUAACUAUCUCCAAUGUAUGGCUUUCAUGGUUCUCAGAAAUCACCUAGCUGCUCCACAUCACUAUUACAUGAAUAAAAGAAAAUCUCACUGGAUGUACUAUUUGCAAUAAGUAGUAGCGAGCAGCCAUGUUUACAUGGAUUAGUUUAACUGCUUUGAAAUGUGAAAGUAAGUUGUUAAGAAUGACUGGGAACCUGUUGGCAAUCAUUUUGUGGAAUAGAGAAUGCAGUAGAUACACCAAAAACAGUGCUUCCUCUGUCCCGCUCAAGAUAUUGAGAAUUUAAGUUUUAAUAACCUCUGCAUAUUCAGGCAUAUUGCAACAAUAGGGUUAACAUGAAACUACGAAGUCCUUUGGUUUGAAAAGCAAAUGUGGCUAGCUGUCCCUUGUACUUUCUGAAUACAAUAAAGUAUACAAAAUGUGAAUAUUCAUGACAUUUGGAGGAGUAAAUGAGUGUUGCAGUCUUCAGGAUUUGCUUGCUUCUGACUCAUAUAGUCUCCAGACCAAUGGUUGUCUUGAGUUGUUUGCAACUGUUGCCUGCACAUGUCCAGUUUUAGAGUGAAAUGCUUACCACAGCUCUGAGUUCAAGGACUAAAAGAUUGAGCAGCAUAUCAUGCAAUAAUGGCUUUAAUGGUGACAUGAUGGAGCAGGUUAGUGAUGGUAAUUUUGACCUGAACCUGGUUUUUAUUAGGUACUUAAAUGGCAGUUGUUGCAUGAAAACACAUGCAGUGCAGACCAUGAAGGAUUUGUAAAGAGUAAUUGAGACUGAUUUCUGUGUAAAUGUUAGCAAUCAAUCAAGUGAUUCAUUUCAAACCAUACCUUGAUGAAAUGUUGCACAUGCAAAGUCAAUGAUGAGAAUCUCUUUGAUAGUGGACUCUGAAGCUCAAAUUUCUUUCAGUCCCUGAAACAGACUAGAUCCUUAAGUUUUUAAUUUAAAUCUUUUACUUUAGAUGGCCUGAAAUGGGAAUACCAUAACUACUCUGGGAAUUUCAACUGCGUUGGCACCUGCUGGCUUGGUGCUACUACAGUUGGUGCCAACACCCCGGUGGAAGUGGGGACGAGGGGAAAUGCAGGAAAGAUUCUGGAUUAGCUUCAGCAUUCCAUGCAGAAUUUGAAUCUUCCUUCAUCUAUGGCGGUUUCUGUUUUCUUAAAAUGAAAAAGUGUAAUUUUUUUUAGUCGUACCAAUUUAAUGAAAAAGGAAGAUUUGUUGGUGACUUUGUAUUGUGCUUGUGUGUUUACUGUGAAAUAAAAAAAUGUUGUAAGUUUU
Messenger RNA from Hemiscyllium ocellatum (epaulette shark), 3953 nucleotides. Its product is annotated as cleavage and polyadenylation specificity factor subunit 6-like. Gene Ontology annotation, biological process: mRNA alternative polyadenylation. The transcript has 9 exons. The coding region runs from base 59 to 1567 and encodes 502 amino acids. NCBI's taxonomy places the organism in Eukaryota, Metazoa, Chordata, Chondrichthyes, Orectolobiformes, Hemiscylliidae. The record is from RefSeq and is a predicted model, not a curated record. Gene Ontology annotation, cellular component: mRNA cleavage and polyadenylation specificity factor complex. Gene Ontology annotation, molecular function: mRNA binding.